GCAGACCGACAAAAUGGCGAUGCAGCUUGAUUUGUCUCAAGCUUCUGUGAUGAAAGAUGAACAGGGCCGGCCGUUCAUUGUCGUUCGAGACCAGGGAAAGAAGAAGAGACAACAUGGCACCGAUGCUGUGAAAUCACAUAUUGUUGCGGCCAAAACUGUUGCCAACAUUGUCAAGACUUCUCUGGGUCCUCGUGGUCUCGACAAGAUCCUCAUAUCCCCAGAUGGUGAUAUCACCGUGACCAACGACGGCGCAACCAUUCUGUCCCAGAUGGAAAUCACAAACAAUGUUGCUAAGCUGCUAGUGGAACUUUCAAAGUCUCAAGAUGAAGAAAUUGGUGAUGGAACAACGGGUGUUGUUGUCCUAGCAGCAGCCAUGUUAGAGCAGGCAUCUGAUCUGAUCGAUAAGGGCAUUCACCCAAUUCGAAUCGCAGAUGGCUAUGAUCAAGCGUGUGAGAUCGCUGUUGCGCAGCUCGAUAAGAUUAGUGACGAGAUCGCUUUCAGCAAGGAAGACACUUCCAACCUCCUGAAGGUUGCUAAGACUAGUCUGGGUAGCAAAAUUGUUUCCAAGUCUCACGAUCAGUUCGCCAAAAUCGCCAUCGAUGCCGUCCUCUCCGUUGCAGAUCUCGAACGUAGAGAUGUCGAUUUCGAGUUGAUCAAGGUCGACGGAAAAGUGGGCGGAGCUCUCGAAGAUUCUCUGCUCGUCAAGGGUGUCAUUGUCGAUAAGGACUUCUCUCACCCUCAGAUGCCUGAUGAAGUCAAGGAUGCCAAAUUGGCAAUCUUGACCUGCCCGUUCGAGCCCCCCAAGCCGAAGACGAAGCAUAAGCUUGACAUUACAUCGGUCGAGGAGUUCAAGAAGCUGCAAGAUUAUGAAAGAGAGAAGUUCACAGAGAUGAUCCAACACCUGAAAGACUCGGGAGCCAACUUGGUCAUCUGUCAAUGGGGUUUCGAUGAUGAAGCAAACCAUCUCCUUCUCCAGAACAAUCUUCCAGCCGUCCGCUGGGUUGGUGGUCCUGAAAUUGAGCUCAUUGCUAUUGCCACGAACGGUCGUAUUGUUCCUCGCUUUGAGGACUUGAAUGCAGAGAAGCUGGGAACAGCAGGUAGUGUCCGGGAGAUGACAUUCGGUACCACCCGCGAGAAGAUGCUUGUCAUUGAAGAUUGCGCCAACAGCCGUGCUGUCACUGUCUUUGUGCGUGGUAGCAACAAGAUGGUCAGUUCACUGUACUAUUAACUUCAAUUCACAUAUACUAACGUUCUCUCAGAUCAUUGAUGAAGCUAAGCGAUCACUACACGAUGCCCUCUGCGUUGUGCGUAACCUGGUGCGAGACAACCGCGUUGUAUAUGGUGGUGGUGCUGCUGAAAUUGCCUGCUCUAUUGCCGUGGAAGAUGCCGCCGUCAAG
Messenger RNA from Aspergillus pseudotamarii, 1397 nucleotides. Its product is annotated as chaperonin-containing T-complex subunit CCT5. Gene Ontology annotation, molecular function: ATP binding; ATP-dependent protein folding chaperone; ATP hydrolysis activity. Gene Ontology annotation, biological process: protein folding. Bases 14 to 1228 code for a protein of 404 amino acids. NCBI's taxonomy places the organism in Eukaryota, Fungi, Ascomycota, Eurotiomycetes, Eurotiales, Aspergillaceae. Gene Ontology annotation, cellular component: chaperonin-containing T-complex. The record is from RefSeq and is a predicted model, not a curated record. The transcript has 7 exons.